ACUCGAGCUGCCGCUGCAGUAACGGCCUCAGUAGUCGCCGCAACCCACGCUUCACGAAACGCCAGGCCCGAACAUGUCCGACUCGAGUGACUCGACCACAAACAACAGUUUCUUUCAUCCUUGGUCGUCCGAGCACUUGCCGACGGGCGGCUGCGAGGAGGAGAAGCCACAGACGGUGCCUCGCCCGGACGGCACACAACCGUUGUCCGUCGGCUUCGGCGAGAUGAGUAGCGAUGGCACCAGCGAUCAACCGACAGCGACGUAUCAGCCAAUGCAGCAGGAGCAGCUGUUGAGUUGCGAAGAGCUGGUCUCGCGCAAGCGGAGCAUGACCCUCAACUUAGGCAGCCCUGGGGCAUCCCAACGCAGCACCAAACAGGCCCGCUGUUCGAGCCUACUUACGUCUCCGGACUUGCAAAUGCUGAUGCUGUCGACGCCCGAGCUCGAGCGGUUCAUCAUUGCUCUCAACGCUCAGGAUUCGACGGUGAGUAGGCUGUUUUUACUUACCAUGACCAAGGAAGAGGAGCAGUACCCGAGCGGCUUUCCCGAUACGUUCGCUCAACUCCAGCUGAAGCCGCCGCAGCCCGCACUUCAACAGCACACCACGUCCGGGCCGGACACGUCCGACUCGGUCGACUCGACCUCAAACGACAGUUCGAGUCAUCCUUCAUCGUCCGAGCCACAAACGGUGCCUCGACUUGGCGGCACACCACCGCUGUCGUCCGUCGGCUUCGACGAGAAGAGUAGCGAUGGCACCAGCCAACAACCGACAGCGACGUAUCAGCCAACGCUGAAGGAGCAGCUGUUGAGUUGCGAAGAGUUGGUCUCGCGCAAGCGGAGCAUGGCCCUGGACUUAGAAAGCCCUGGGGCAUGCCAACGCAGCAGCAAACAGGCGCGCUGUUCGAGCUUGCUCACGUCUCCAGACCUGCGAAAGUUGGCGCUCUCGACGCCCGAGCUCGAGCGCCUCAUCAUUAAUCUGAACGGACAGGAUUCGACGGUGAGUAAGCUGUUUUUGUUUACCAUGAGCGAGGAUGGGGAGCAGUGCCUCAGUGGCUUCCCCAAACCCCAGCCGCCACAGCUCGCGCUUAACCAGCACGCCACGUCCGGCCCGGACUCGUCCCACUCGGUCGACUCGACCUCUAACGACAGUUUCAGUCGUACUUCAUCGUCCUCGCCGCAAACGGCGCCUCGACUGAGGUCCACGCCGCCACAAUCGCCCAUCAGCAUGGGCGACCGAGAGAGGAUCAGGCUGGAACAAAGGAGGGAGAGGAAUCGAAUCGCCGCACAUAAGUGCCGCCAGCGAAAGCUCGACCGAGACUCCGAGCUCGAAGCGAAAGUUAACGCGCUCAAGGCGGAGAAAACCGUGCUGGAAUACGACAACAGCGUUCUACGCCACGAGGUGUACCAGCUCUCUCAGGAGGUGAGGACACACAUCAAGGCGGGCUGUAAGAUGUGAUGGUGUCACAUGCCCCAUAAGCAUGCUCGGUGACUUGCUUGUGAGAUAAUUCCACGCGCGUGUUGUGUGCACACUCGCGUGUUCUUCAAUCUCCCCAACCC
Molecule: messenger RNA, 1554 nt
Organism: Rhipicephalus sanguineus (brown dog tick)
Lineage: Eukaryota; Metazoa; Arthropoda; Arachnida; Ixodida; Ixodidae
Product: transcription factor Jun
Exons: 1
Coding region: 74-1453 (459 amino acids)
Biological process (GO): regulation of transcription by RNA polymerase II; regulation of cell cycle; regulation of cell population proliferation
Cellular component (GO): transcription regulator complex
Molecular function (GO): RNA polymerase II cis-regulatory region sequence-specific DNA binding; transcription factor binding; DNA-binding transcription factor activity, RNA polymerase II-specific
Source: RefSeq, a predicted model, not a curated record